GAAAAGCACAUGACGGAGCAGGUGACAGCUGAGAGGAGAAAGAAGAAUAUGGACCGUUCUUUAAUAACACUUAUAGUGUUAGCUGUAAUUUGUCAAUGUGUAACAUCAGCAUCCUAUGAAUAUGGCUGUGUCUACUGCAAAGGCAAGAGCUGCCAAUACAAAAGCUCUGUGAUGGCCGGUGAUUGUACAGCUCUCGGCUCAUACAAUGAUACUCUCUUGGAGACUGGCUGGGGAGUACUGGAUAUCUCCGCUGGCUAUGGCAAGGUUAAGUUUACCGACCAGGAACUUAUGUAUGGCACUGGUUUCAUGGAAGGAACAAUGACAUAUAAGAGGAUAUACGAACAUUAUCAGAACGCAAAAGAUUUUUUCUUAAGUUCAAAGUCAGAAGAGUACAUAAGUAAACUGCAAGCAUUCCUGUCAAUCCAAGAUGUGUGGCUGAGACAGAUGGUGGAGAACAAUCUAGCUGAUCCCGUUUGGCGGCAUGUUGGUCUUGUCAUAGACCAGUAUGAUGGCCUGAUAGAUGGGUACAAGUCUGUAGCACCUGACAAUAUGAAACUUGAUGUGUUCGCCUUUCAAGUGUUAAAUGGUGCUGGUGAUCUGAUUGACCUUCAACAUGCUCUUGACCCUGAAAGCAUUCCAAACUGGAAAAAGAUGUCUAAAGAGGAAGCCAAACUUUACGUUCAAAGACAUGGUUUCUGUUCAGCUCUUGUCAAGGUGACUGGAGCCUAUGAGAAUGUGUUCAUGUCCCAUUCAAGCUGGUUUAUGUACCAGUUCACCAUGAGAAUCUUCAAACACUGGAACAUCAAUGUACAAGACAGUGCUACUGCUGCCAAACAGAUAUCCUUCUCCAGCUACCCAGGCUUCCUCGAGUCCCUGGAUGACUUUUAUUUGCUGGGAAGUAACAUGGUACUACUACAGACUACUAACAAUGUGUUUAACGCCUCUCUGUACAAGAUGGUGCAUCCAAGAACUCUGUUGGCAUGGCAACGUGUCAGAGUAGCAAGUAUGAUGGCUCACACUGGCAAGGAAUGGGCCGAGAUCUUUGCCAAAUACAAUUCGGGGACCUAUAACAACCAGUAUAUGUUGGUGGACUUGAAGCAGAUAGAACUGGGAAAGGCCAUCAAUGACGAUGCUCUGUGGGUCGUAGAACAAAUACCAACUCGAGUGACGGCUGGAGACCAAACACCCAUCCUUAGAACAGGAUAUUGGCCAUCGUACAAUGUUCCAUUUUACGAAGACAUCUACAAUAUGAGCGGCUACCCUGAAUUUGUGGCUCAACAUGGAACGGACAACUCCUAUCAACUAGCUCCUAGGGCGAAAAUAUUCCGUAGAGACCAAGCCAAAGUGGUGGAUCUCGAGAGUAUGAAACACAUCAUGCGUUACAACGAUUACCAACAUGAUCCCUACUCAGAGGGAGAUGCAUGCAACGCGAUAUGUUGCCGUGGAGACCUUAAAAAUUCUGGGUCUUCUGCAUCUGGUUGCUAUGAUACAAAGGUAUCAGACUUUCACAUGGCACAGAACUUUGUAGCAGACAUAAUUAAUGGUCCUACUCGAGGAACAGGAUUACCUCCCUUCCAAUGGACAGAACAGUUCAAGGACUCCCAUGUUGGGCUUCCGCUGGUGUACAGCUUUGAAUUCCUCCGUACCUCCCCUCGUUGGAAUGUAACCUUUGGUUGACCUCCAAAAUAUCCUUAUUGGAUUCAUACUUUGAUCCUCAAGUUGCCUUUUCCUUAAGGGUGUAUGCUUCUGUACUGUAUCUUUCAUAUCCUUUUGAAAAAGUUGCAUAACCAAGUAAUGAAUUUGAUUCAUAAAAGUACACUUUAAAAACUGCAAAAUGAUUAAAAAUAAGUGAAAAAAAACCAACAAAAAACAAAGGGAGAGAAUUCCAGAUAUAAAGAUGAAUAGCAUACAUCCUUAAGUGUAAAGCCAAUAUACAAUGAAUAAAUACUUUGAUUCUUUUUUAGCAUUUUUUGUGGUUUUGAUCAUCAUGAAAAUAGAUCACCCGAUUUCAUACAGAUAUACAUACAGUAUACAUGUAUCCUCAUAGAAAACUGUAUUAAUAUUUGAUACUGUAUUUUGAUAAAAAAAAUGGUAAUCUCACAUUUCUUUCCAGAACAUUUUAAGAGUGUACUUCAAAAUCUACAGAGUUUUGUGGUAUAAUUCUAUUAGAUUGACAAUUAUUUGAUGAAUUUUUUGUUAUUUUUUUGUUAUUUUUUUUUAUGUUUAAAAGCGUGCCUUUACUGAUGUUAGACUAUUCAACAGCAAUUCUUGAGAACUAAAAAAAAAAGACAUUAUGACUGUGAUCAGUCUCAUUCCAUUAAGAAUUGUUGAUAGGUAGGGCAAUGGUGUAUCCCUGUUAAAUGAAAUGUGUAUUCUUUGACCUCUGAAAUGAAAUAUGAUAGAUUAUCAUUUUACAUCUACAUAAGCAUAUGUGUUACAUCUACAUUACAAUGUGUUACAUAUAAAUUGCCAUAUAUGUGUAUUAGUCAAAUCAUUCCGUUCAUGAUUCAAUAACUUUUUUCAGGAGAAUUAUAUAAGUAGGAGCUCCACUUUUUGGUUCAAAACUUGAUGCCAUCAUAUCAUAAAUUUUGUCUCGUAUAAUGUUCUGGAAAACAAACAAUAGCUCAAUAAUGAAGUUUUAAAAACAAUGUAAAAUCUAAUAUUUACUUUUGUUAACUCUACGCCUUAUUGUUUUCCCACAAUUUUAUUAGGAGACAAUGAUAAUAAACAAAAAUAUGUUUUACUCCGGUCAAGUCUUGUUUCAGUUUCAUCAUUCUGAUUACUUCAUUUCCAAACAGAUUUUGAUAAAACUACAUAGACAUAUUAACUAAGGGAGAAUGUCUCAGAUUGGUUCAUGUUUCACUCAGAGGACCAAGGACACAGCCAAGGUCACCAAUUUUUAUUUAUACAGAAGAUAUUUCAAAUGAGUUUCUUUUUUAAGGUUCAAAGGUCAAGGCCACUUUUUAAGGUCAUUUUUGUCAUUCAUGAAAACUUAUUUACAACACUUCAAGGUUUCACAUCUGUGGAUAAUUGUUACUAUGGUUACCUUGAAUGCUGUAUUAUUUCAGUUACUGGAUGUCAAGGUCAGCAUUUCUAUUUAUAGAUUUGAACUUAUCAAGAAUUCCUAAAGUCAAUUAUCAUUACAGACGGCAAGUAGUUAAUUCACAUGAUACUCACAAAUGAAAAUUUUUGGCUAGGCAGUGAAAAAUUAAAGUUGCUUACAUUAAAUUGCUUUGUCCAUAUAACGCAUAACAAUUUUAAUAUGCUUGCUACACAUCACCGACAUUGUGUACACUUCCUGAGACAAAAAUGAAUAAAACAUCACCCAUGGUUUGUAAUCUGAACACCAAGAAAUGAAAAAAAUCAAAAUAGUAUUAUAAAAUUUUUCUCUUUUUAGACCACAAGUUUCAUCAGGAGUAUGAAUGAUAGAGUUUCUUCUGGAUAUCAUUGAUUAUUUGUUCAUUUUAAAUUCAAAAGAUGAAAAGCGAUGCUCAACCUUUUGAUUGGUGGUAAAAGUGUUCAUAUUUUGUCACUUUAUAAAAUAUGUACAACUUUUAAACAAUCAGUCAUAAAUACAAUUUGAGAUGUAGAACUUUUAAUAUAACAUUCAAACUCUGAAUGGUUGAAAACAUUUUUGGUUGUACUGCUUGAUAUUCACCACAGAAAUGUAAAUUUAUAUAAAACGUAAUGAUGAUGUCAUAUUAAAGCCAUAUCUGUGAUUGUAAGGAAAACAUCCUACUGAAUGUUUUUACCGUAUGUAUGAUUCAAUUUAUAUAUUUUUCAGAUUGGUAUAAUAAAAUUUUGCGAUUCUUUAAAAAA
Messenger RNA from Pecten maximus, 3819 nucleotides. RefSeq names its product phospholipase B-like 1. Gene Ontology annotation, cellular component: extracellular region. NCBI's taxonomy places the organism in Eukaryota, Metazoa, Mollusca, Bivalvia, Pectinida, Pectinidae. The record is from RefSeq and is a predicted model, not a curated record. Gene Ontology annotation, molecular function: glycerophospholipase activity. Gene Ontology annotation, biological process: phospholipid catabolic process. The coding region runs from base 10 to 1677 and encodes 555 amino acids. The transcript is spliced from 10 exons.